Messenger RNA from Engraulis encrasicolus (European anchovy), 2766 nucleotides. It is a transcript of the gene apba2b, whose product is annotated as amyloid beta (A4) precursor protein-binding, family A, member 2b. Gene Ontology annotation, biological process: chemical synaptic transmission. NCBI's taxonomy places the organism in Eukaryota, Metazoa, Chordata, Actinopteri, Clupeiformes, Engraulidae. The record is from RefSeq and is a predicted model, not a curated record. Gene Ontology annotation, cellular component: dendritic spine; cytoplasm; plasma membrane. Gene Ontology annotation, molecular function: protein binding; amyloid-beta binding.
AUGGCCACUAAGGCUCGUCGCAUCCCCAUGGCUUACCGCAAGAGGUCAGGAGCUCAGGGGGUCGCCGUGUCGACAGACCCGCCCCCAGCUCGCCCAUGCUCCGCCCCUUACUCCCCGGAGGACCUUCCAGCUGAGGCAGCCCCCAGAAGCCCCUCCCACCAGGAAGAGGAGGAAGAGGAAGUAGCAGUGACCCAGCACAGCAACCAAUCUUAUCCCGACACCCAGCAUGGAGGCGGUUGCCAUGGACACUCCCAUGGAGGAGGCGGUCACCAUGUGGACAGUCUGGACGAUGGAGACUCCAGCUCUGACUACGUCAACAACUCGUCGGAUGAGGAUGAUGAUGAGGAAGAGGAGGAGGACUAUGAUGAAGGUCUGCCGGAGGAGGAUGAAGGGGUGACCUACUACAUACGCUACUGCCCUGAGGAUGACAGCUACCUGGAGGGCUUGCCCUGCCAGGGUCCCAGCCACCACCACCCAGGGCCCCCGGUCCCCACACCUUCUCCUCCACCCCAGGCUGACACGGAUGAGUGCCAGGAGGCCGUGGAGGCGUGGGUUGAGGAGGGCGAGGACGAGGAGGAGGAGGAGGAGGAGCAGGAGGAGGAGGAGGAACUGGAGGAGGAGGAGGAGAUCGUGGCGGAGGUGGUGGUCGGGGUGGUGGGGGAUGCCCUUCGCUGCGAGGUGCUCCAGCAGGAUGAUGCAGAGGACCAGCAGAUGUAUGACGGCCGGCCUGAGCCCGUGCUGGACCACCUGCCCUCUCAUCCACAUCCGCAUCCUCCCCAGCAACAGCAGCAUCAGCCAGCAGGUGCUGCAGGACGAGGCGGAGGACAUGUAUGUGUGGUGCAGGAGGGUGAGAAGAGAGACAGGAUGAGGGCAAGGAGGGAUGUGGGCCGGGCGUACGUCGUCAGCAGCGGAGGAGGAGGAGGUGGAGGAGGAGGUGAAUACUACGGUGCCCCGGAGGACAACGGGAACUCAGUUUCCCAAUAUCGGGGCGGUGGCGCACCACCAUCACCAGCACAACAAGUGACGGAGACUGGUGAUGUGGGGGUGGUGUCCGCGGUCACUAACGUGGGCAUGGGCACCGUGGUGGAGCCAGGUGCUGGAGAGGAGACGGAGGAGGACAUCGACCAGAUCGUGGCCGAGAUCAAGAUGAGCAUGAGCAUGUGCAGCCUGAGCAGCGGCAGUGCCAGCGCCACCGACCAGAGCCCCGAAGACCUGCCCCAGGACCCCCCCUGCAACGGCCCCUACGUGCCCCAAAACGAGGCGCAGGGCCGGGGAGGCAAGCCUCCUCCCACCACCUCCUACCCCCAGGCUCCACACCGUCACGACGGGAGGCCCAAGUCGCUGAACAUCCCCACAGCCCGCCACUCCCACUCCCAGCAGCAGCAGCAGCAGGAGACCGGGGGGCAGAGGGGCUACAAGACGCAACAGCGCACCCAGGAGGACAGGCAGAGAUGGGCACAGGAGCAGGUGACCAAUGGGGCAGAACAGCCCAGGAAGCAGCAGCGUUCCGACCUCAACGUUCCCCUGGAAAACAACAAUGUUCCUGAGCCGACCAAGAAGACCUCCUUCCCCAGCUUUGUAGAUGUCCCAGGUCCGUGUGAGCCAGAGGACUUGAUCGAUGGGAUCAUCUUUGCUGCUAACUACCUGGGCUCCACUCAGCUGCUGUCAGAGCGUAACCCCUCCAAGAACAUACGCAUGAUGCAGGCACAGGAGGCAGUCAGCAGGGUCAAGCGGGUGCAGAAGGCUGCCAAAAUCAAGAAAAAGGCGACCCCAGAGGGCGAUGCUCAGACGCUGACUGAGGUGGACCUCUUCAUCUCAACCCAGAGGAUCAAAGUCCUCAAUGCAGACACACAGGAGACCAUGAUGGACAACGCCCUGCGCACGAUCUCGUACAUCGCGGAUAUUGGCAACAUCGUGGUGCUGAUGGCGCGCCGGCGAAUGCCGCGCACGGCCUCUCAGGACUGCAUUGAGACCACACCUGGCGCCCCCGAGGCCAAGAAACAAUACAAGAUGAUCUGCCACGUCUUCGAGUCCGAGGACGCCCAGCUGAUAGCCCAGUCUAUAGGCCAGGCCUUCAGUGUGGCGUAUCAGGAGUUCCUGCGGGCCAAUGGCAUCAACCCAGAGGACCUGAGCCAGAAGGAGUACAGUGACAUCAUCAACACCCAGGAGAUGUACAACGAUGACCUCAUACACUUCUCAAACUCCGACAACUGCAAAGAGCUCCAGUUGGAGAAGGCUAAAGGAGAGAUAUUGGGCAUAGUGAUAGUGGAGUCGGGUUGGGGCUCCAUCUUGCCUACAGUGAUCCUGGCCAACAUGAUGAAUGGGGGUCCGGCGGCCCGCUCCGGCAAGCUGAGCAUCGGGGACCAGAUCAUGUCCAUCAACAACACCAGUCUAGUGGGACUUCCCCUAGCCACCUGCCAGGGCAUCAUCAAGGCCCUGAAGAAUCAGGUGCAGGUGAAGAUGAACAUUGUGAGCUGCCCUCCCGUCACCACCGUCCUCAUCAAGAGACCAGACCUCAAGUACCAGCUGGGAUUCAGCGUCCAGAACGGCAUAAUCUGCAGCCUGAUGCGAGGGGGCAUUGCGGAGCGAGGAGGGGUGCGUGUGGGCCACCGCAUCAUUGAGAUCAACGGCCAGAGCGUCGUGGCAACUGCCCACGAGAAAAUCGUCCAGGCGCUCUCCAACUCCGUAGGAGAGAUCCACAUGAAAACCAUGCCGGCGGCCAUGUUCCGGCUCCUGACGGGCCAGGAGACGCCGCUGUACAUUUGA